This is a messenger RNA of Hirsutella rhossiliensis, 786 nucleotides long. RefSeq names its product ornithine decarboxylase antizyme domain-containing protein. Gene Ontology annotation, molecular function: ornithine decarboxylase inhibitor activity. Gene Ontology annotation, cellular component: nucleus; cytoplasm. The transcript has 4 exons. Gene Ontology annotation, biological process: positive regulation of protein catabolic process. The record is from RefSeq and is a predicted model, not a curated record. Lineage: Eukaryota; Fungi; Ascomycota; Sordariomycetes; Hypocreales; Ophiocordycipitaceae. The coding region runs from base 1 to 786 and encodes 261 amino acids.
AUGAAUUACCAGAAUUUGAAUUGUAGUAGUAACUACGGCCAGGACGUCGCCUCUCGCGUCAACGUCCUCGCCUCGUGCUACGUCGUCGAUCCCGCUGCCGGCCUCAAAGGCCUCCAUUACUGCACUACGGGGGCCACAGGGGCGGAGUGCCCCCCCCUCGCCGCAUUAACCUCGUCCAACAAGCUCGCUCUUCUACCAAAGAACAAGAAGCGCGACAUUCCGGGCCGCCGCCUGGAGCGACGAGGGGGGGCAGCACUCGCGAUCAGGGAAGAAUGUGAGAGAUUCUUUUGCGAGUCCAUGAAGACGGUGUUCCUUGGUGAGAGGGACCUGUCGAUGUAUGGCUCCGGCCUGUCCGGUGCUUAUUUGCAGACACCGCCGCCAGAAGAUGUUAUCGCUCAGGCACUCCACGACGGCGCCGAUCCCGAGCCUCCUGGCCUCGUGGUGGACGCAUGGAUGGAGGUCUGGGAUUAUGCCGGCGGCGCCAGUUUCCGUGCCUUUGUCGUAAACGACGGACUCGAGAACUCGCUGUUUGUCUUCUUCGACACCCAAGGCGUCAUGGGAAGAGACCUCAAGAGAGCACUCAUGGCUCUCAUUGAGCUCGCCGAUGGCCCUCUGGACUGCAGCCACAUUGUCACUUGCAUCGAUCGCUGCUUGCCCGCAGAAGAGGCGCACGAGCUGACAAAGAGCCUGCAGUGGGUUGGCUUCGACAUGGCCACCCUGGACCAUUGGGCACACGAUUUGGACGUUACCAGCAAGAAAUGGGUCUUUAUGGGCAUGGAGCUUUAG